Myodes glareolus (Bank vole) is the source of this 310-nucleotide messenger RNA. NCBI's taxonomy places the organism in Eukaryota, Metazoa, Chordata, Mammalia, Rodentia, Cricetidae. The record is from RefSeq and is a predicted model, not a curated record.
UCCGUUUCCUCCUUGGCAUCCGAGAGGAAGUUCUCUGUGCGCAGGUACACUGGACGGAGCGCAGCUCGAAGAGCCUCAGAGAACCGCUCUGGGCAGAGUGAUGGGUUUGAGCACACGUAAUGCAGUGACCUAUGAUGAUGUGCAUGUGAACUUCACUCAGGAAGAGUGGGCUUUGCUGGACCCUUCCCAGAAGAAUCUCUACAAGGAUGUGAUGCUGGAGACCUUCAAGAAUCUCACUGAUAUUGACUACAAUUGGGAAGUUCAUGAUAUUGAAGAGCAUUCUCAAAGUUCUAGAAGACGUGGAAGGUAA